Messenger RNA from Austrofundulus limnaeus, 1450 nucleotides. It is a transcript of the gene nipsnap1, whose product is annotated as nipsnap homolog 1 (C. elegans). Lineage: Eukaryota; Metazoa; Chordata; Actinopteri; Cyprinodontiformes; Rivulidae. The record is from RefSeq and is a predicted model, not a curated record. Gene Ontology annotation, cellular component: mitochondrion.
AUCACGGGAGUGAAGGCUGAACAUUAACCGGCAGGUAAAGCCUGCAUGACAAACAACCUGCUUUAGUUUACCGAACGAAGAACAUGGCAGGACGUUCUGUGAGGAGUCUGGGACUAGUUCUGCAAAGCUCCAGGAGGUUUUCAGAAAGCGGCGACAACGGCUGGUUCAGAUCCUUAUUUGUGCACAAAGUCGAAGCCAGGAAAGACGCUCACUCCAACCUGCUGUCAAAGAAGGAGACCAGCAACCUGUACAAAAUUCAGUUUCACAACGUCAAACCGGAGUGCCUGGAUGCAUACAACAGCCUGGAGGCUGAAGUGCAAAGCAGGCUCCAUCAGGACCUGGAUUAUCCAUGUGAAGUGGUUGGAAGCUGGAAUACCUGGUAUGGAGAGCAGGAUCAAGCUGUGCAUCUGUGGAGGUACAGAGGAGGUUAUCCAGCUCUGACUGAGUGCCUGCAGAAACUGAGAGCCAGCAAGGAGUAUUUGGAGUUUCGGAAAGAGAGGGCAAAAAUGUUGUUAUCAAGAAAAAACCAGCUUCUUCUGGAGUUCAGUUUCUGGAACGAACCUCAACCCCGACGAGGACCAAACAUCUACGAGCUGCGCACCUAUAACCUCAAGUGCCUUUGGUCAGAAGCAUGAUGUCAAGACUGAUGAUUCCCACAGAGUGUUCACCUUUACAAUGAGAGGACGACUCAAACCACAAACACAUCAACAAGCAAAACUGUGGACAUGUUUGUUCUCACUGACUGUAAAGUUGUUGGUUUUUAUAUUUCUGCUGGAUGAACUGUGUUUUAUCUCCUUUUAUAUUUUCACUCCAGGCAUUACAAGUAAUGAUACGCUGUGUGUUUUAUGACUGAAAAUGAUUGUCUUACAUUUUCAGACUUUUAGGUCAAAUGUGUGGAGACAAAAAUACAAAUAGAGAAAUGCAGAUUGUGGGUAUUAUUAUGUAUUUACAACAUGGCUGUGCAGAAUUGAUCACACCUAGCUCAGCUUCACCGCAGGGAGCAUAAAAGGAACUCAUAAGGGAAACACAUUCCUUAUCAUUAGUACCCCACAUUGAUCAAAUGUUUGACAGUUUGACUGAUAAAAGUUUGCAAUAAGAGUAGUGAACAGCUUACUGGAAGCAAAACUGACAUCUGUGGAAUGUAGUUCUCACGAUUUUCAAAAUAAAGGUUGUCUUAUGCACCACUGUGGACGUUGAAAUAUUUACUAUAUUUACUGCAGCUCUGGAAAGAAUUAAGAGACCGACGUCUGCAUAGUUUCCCUGUAUUUGGUGGAAAGCAGUCCACCAAAUAUUGAUUUCUCUUUCUGAGUUAAAACAUUAGUAUUGUUGUUUCUAAAUGAAUAUGAACUUGUUUUCUGUGCAUCGUUUGAGGUCUGAGAAAACUGCAUUUUUGUUGUCAUUUUGACCAUUUCUCAUUUUCUGCAAAUAAAUACUAAAUUUUUGCUUGGAA